This is a messenger RNA of Dermatophagoides pteronyssinus (European house dust mite), 5186 nucleotides long. RefSeq names its product Oxysterol-binding protein-related protein 8 (gene Orp8). The record is from RefSeq and is a predicted model, not a curated record. Gene Ontology annotation, molecular function: cholesterol binding. NCBI's taxonomy places the organism in Eukaryota, Metazoa, Arthropoda, Arachnida, Sarcoptiformes, Pyroglyphidae. Gene Ontology annotation, cellular component: cytosol; cortical endoplasmic reticulum; membrane.
UUCUGUCAUAAUCUGAUGUUUAAUCAUUAUUAUUUUUAAUUUCAAUAAUUUUUAAAAAAUGACUUCGGAAUCAACGACAACAUCGUCUUCAACUACGAUGAUUGUCAAAGAAUUGAAAACUUUCAAUGAUGAUAAAGAUUGCGAUCAUACAUCGUCACUGUUGAAUGUUGAAAACUCUUCAAAAAUAAUUAAUCAAUCAGCUAGUCAUUCUAUUUCAAAUUCGUCAAGUGUUGAAAACGACGACGACAACGACAAAAGAAAAGAAGAAGAAGAGUUAAUCUAUUCGAUGAAAUCAAAAAUGUCCAUCACAAAUGAUCAUAUGGUUCAACAUAAUAAUCCAACAGCAUUAUCUUCAAGCGAAUCAACAAAAUUAGUAAAAAAAUCAAUAGAAAUUGAAAUAGAAACAGAAACACCAAAUGGUCAACCAUUAAACACAUCGGAUACUGAAAGUGAACAAAAUUGGAAUGAAAAUAAUUUCGUCAUGGAUGAAAAUGUAAAAGAAGAAGAUAGCCAAGUUGAAGAUGAAAUCGAAGAUUAUGAUAAUAAUGAUGAUAGUAAAAUAAAUGAUUGUAAUGUUAAUGACAAAAAUUCGUUAAAUGAACAAAAAUUUCCCGAUCCUGAUGCAAUCAAAAUGUUCGUCGGUCAGAUACCUAAAGAAUGGAAUGAAUCUGAUUGUCAUAAAUUAUUUGAAGAAUAUGGAGAAAUUUAUUCAUUAAAAGUAUUGAGAGAUAAAGAAACAGGGCAAAGUCGUGGCUGUUGUUUUGUUACAUUUUUCAGUCGUAAAUCAGCUUUAUCGGCUCAAGAUGCAUUGCACAAUGUAAAAACAUUAGAAAAUAUGCAUAAUCCAAUUCAAAUGAAACCGGCCGACAGUGAAAAUAAACAAGAAAGAAAAAUUUUCAUUGGUAUGUUGUCGAAAAAAUUCAACGAAAAAGAUGUUCGUCAAAUGUUUACCCGUUUUGGUAAUAUUGAAGAAUGCCUUGUACUUAGAGAUUCGAAAGGAAAUAGCAGAGGUUGUGCUUUUGUAACGUUCAGUACAAAACAAUGUGCAAUCAAUUCAAUAAAAACGAUACAUAAUUCAAUGACAAUGGAUGGUUGUUCAUUACCGAUUGUGGUUAAAUUAGCUUCUAAUAAUAUUCCUCAACAAAAACAAUCUAUAAACCUUACACCAGCAAAUAGUAAACAUCAUCAUCAUUCAUUAUCUACAAAAGAUUUUUUCGUUACUAACAAAGAAAAUUCAUCAUCAACAAAUUUAGUUCGAAAGCUAGUGCCACAGAUUUCGAACGGUACCAAUCUUCUGAAUAAUAACAACAAUCAACUUCGCCAUCAAAACAAUUCUCUACAACAUCCUCUAUUUUUACAUCCGACCUCGCUUGCAGCUCAAUCAUGUAUAGUUCAUCCGACACCACAAUUUGUAUCAUUAGCAGCGGCUGCUGCUGCAGCUGUUGCAGCUUCUGCAUCGACCAAUAAUAAUUUUAACAUGAUUAUGGCGACUAACAACAAUAAUGGAAAUAGCAAAAAUAGGAAUAGCCAAUCGGAUUCCGGCUCCGGAUCAUCAGUGAUUUCAUCGGGUUCUUCAACACCAGCCAGUCACGGACAUUCACGACAUCACCAUAAUUAUUCGAAGAUUUCAUCGUAUCAUCGACAAUCUUCAAACGGUCAUAGUGGUAGAAAUGGUUCUUCUUUAAAUCAAAAACAGCAAAAACAAUAUCAAUCGAAUACGGCAGCUGCUGCUGCUGCAGCCGCUGCCGCAGCUACAUUGGCAUCAACAAAUCCUUAUCUAGCAUUGGCUGCUGUCGCUGCUGCAGCUCAACAACAAAAACAUCAACCAUCAUCGACAAACCUAUCGUCUCAACAGCAACAAUCACCCCAUCAAAAUAUACUUGGUCAUAUGACCACGAACAUGCAUCCUGUAACCGACAUGACAUCAUCGAUUGUGAAUAUGAAUGCAACAGCUAAUCCCGGAAAUCAUUCAUCAUUUUACAGUGAUCCUUCGAAUAUUUUUAUCUAUCCAAAAACCGCAGACACUAAUAUAGCAUCUAAAAAUUCAGCUGAUCAACAUUCCCUAUUUAAUAAUAAUAAUGACCAAUCAAUUGUUGAUCACCAUCAUCAUCCUCAUUAUCCAUAUCAUCCCUCAAUAUCAUCGGAUUAUUAUCCAAUGAAUCCAUUGUAUAUGGUGCCUAAUUGUUGGCCUAGUCAAUCGGUCAUCAACCAUCCAUCACCUUUUUAUUCAACAACGAACAAUUGUUCUCCAUUUUUUGGUGCAUUUUCGCAUCCAUUACCGAAAGGUCAUCACCAUCAUUCACCAUAUUUAAAUCCAUUAACAAAUGGAUCUUUUGGAUUUGCGCAUUUAGGACCAUAUUUAGAUCAACAGUAUGGUGUAUCAUCAUUUGGACCAUCAAAUAUGGGUGUUAUUAAUAAUGUUAAAGGUAAAUCACUCAUCAGUAAUACCGGAAAUAAUGGAAAAACGACUACGAAAAGUUUAACGUCAUCAACAACGGCAUCUUCAUCAUCAUCUUUUAAAGCUAGAAGAAAAAAUUAUCGUCUAGAAAAGAAAAAAUUAACUGCUGAAUUGAUUUCGGCCAUCCAGGACCCGACAACGAUCGUUAUGUCUGAUUGGUUAAAAGUUCGUACAACCUUGAAACAAUGGAACAAAUAUUAUUGUGAAUUGAGACCCGGAUCCCUUUACAUGUAUAAAAAUCAAAAAACUUAUAAGCCUAGUAAUUGGGUCGGUACUGUGAUGUUAAAAAUGUGUGAAGUACUGGAACGACCAUCUAAAAAGGGUGGUUUUUGUUUUAAAUUAUUCCAUCCUCUUGAUCAUCCGAUCUGGGCUCCUAAGGGUCCACAUGGCGAAGAAUUCACUUCACUACUAUUCCCACUGCCCGUAUCAUCGGCCAUAUUUCGUGCGCCAUCCGAGGAAGCUGGACGAAAAUGGAUGGAAGCAAUUGAACUUUCAUUGAAUUGUACCGAUUUACUUGCCCCUAGACAUAUCGUUUCUCCGAAUAAUGCUAACAAUAAUGAGAAUGCAAUUGCCGAUAGCGUUAAUCGUGAUCAACGUCGUGAUUCCAUGCCAUUAUCACCAUUGAGUUCAUCAAUUAUUAGUACUAAUAGUGCACCAGAAUCGCAGACAUUGCAAAGUUUUAAUUAUAUUAACUCAGCAGAAGGUGAUCUUUUAAUUUGCAGCAACAACAUCAAUGAAAUUGAUAUUGAAACUCAUUUCGAUAUUGACGAUGAUGGCCAUACUGAUCAUGGCGAACAUGAUGAUUCAAUUGGUCAACAUUCAACUGAAGAAAGUGAUGAUUCAAUAUUCAUCGAUGAAGACUUCGAUGUGAAUAGUGGUAAUGUUGGAGAUCGUCAUGUUUUAACAAACAAUAAACUCAUCAAGCAAUUGUCUAAUGAUCAUUCCUUGAAAACUCCUAUUGAUAUACCCGAAAUUGAUGAAACAAAUUAUUGCUAUGAUGGGGGUAACGAAGAAUUCGGUUUGGUCGGCGAUGCUGGUCAAACUGAAGAGGUUCCCGAAGAAAAUAAAUCACUUUUAUGGACAUUGCUCAAACAAGUUCGACCGGGCAUGGAUCUAUCUAAAGUGGUGUUGCCCACAUUUAUUCUGGAACCACGAUCCUUUUUGGAAAAACUUACCGAUUAUUAUUAUCAUUGUGAUAUUAUCUCAAAGGCCGCCUUAGAAGAUGAUCCAUUGAUGCGAAUGAAAUUGAUUCUCAAAUGGUAUCUAUCAGGCUUCUACAAGAAGCCAAAGGGAUUGAAAAAACCAUACAAUCCUAUAUUGGGUGAAACAUUCCGAUGUUGUUGGCAUCACCCCGAUACAGAUUCACGUACAUUUUAUAUUGCAGAACAAGUUUCACAUCAUCCUCCUGUAUCAGCUUUUUAUGUGACCAAUCGUAAAGAUGGCUAUUGCAUUAGUGGAUCGAUAUUGGCUAAAUCAAAAUUCUAUGGAAAUUCAAUUUCUGCUUUAUUAGAAGGAACAGCUCGACUCACGUUAUUAGCUCGCGGUGAAGAUUAUCUGAUUACAUUCCCGUUUGCACAUUGCAAAGGAAUCUUUCUGGGACCAUUAGCAUUUGAGUUGGGCGGUAAAGUUACCAUUACUUGUGAAAAAACUGGAUACAAAAGUGAAUUGGAAUUCAAAUUAAAACCGUUCUUCGGGUCUGAUGAUCAAUGUAAUUUACUGAUCGGAAAAGUUCGCUUAGGUAAUGAAACGAUGGCUAGUAUUGAGGGCCAUUGGGAUUCGGAAAUAUUUUACAAAGAUAAGCGUAAAGGGGUGCCAGAGUUGUUCUGGUCUGGUAUCGAUCCAAAAGUAAAAAGUAGCCGUUUGAAGCGGUUUAUUGUGCCACUCGACACACAACAUGAUAAUGAAUCAGAAAAAUUAUGGCAUAAAGUAACAUUGGCCAUACAGAAACAAGAUCAAAAUAUGGCGACUGUUGAAAAAACGAAUCUAGAAGAAGCGCAACGUGACGCAGCGCGGCAACGAAGCUCUCGAUUAGAAUUAUGGCAACCAAAAUAUUUUAUUUUGGACAGCAAAUUUAAUGAUUGGCUUUAUCGCAUGGCCGAACUACGCCCUUGGGAUAAUAGAACUGAUGUUAAACAAUAUGAAUAUGAUUAUGUGAUACGUACACUAACCAGGCAUUUGAAUCCGAAUUUCAUUGCCAGAUCAUCGAACAAAACAAAUGAACAAUCGACCGAUAUGUCUAUUAAUACAAAUGUCCAUAAACAUAGACGUUUUCGUCGUCAGCAUACUUGUGCCGAUCCAACAGCCAUUGAUAUAAAUGCCGCAAACAAAAUGGCCGGAAUUCAAUCCGCAUUGGAUUCGCCACAGAUACUUGGUUCAUCAUCUAGCAACAGAAUUUUAAUACGUAACUUUGAUACAAUAAUGCAAAGAUUGUCCACACUUCAAGAAUCGAUUGAACGUGUUAAAGAAGAACAAUCUGUACUCAAAACACAGUUUCAUGAUCUUCAUUCGGCAGUCUCCAUCGCCAAUCAAUUAUCACGAUCAAGAGAUAAAAAAACAUUACACAGUGAUGGUUCAAGUGAUGGACCAUUUGCCAUUACAAAAAUGCAAAUUAGUCUGCUAUUCCAAUCAAUACCAUCAGAAAUUCGUCUCGUCAUCAUUGUUCUUAUAGUUCAUUUCAUUGUUAAACAUUUAUUUCAUUGACGCUAAUGAGUGUCAAAUUUUUUCGCUU